UAACCAUUUUCAUAAAAACAUGAAUUUGCAUAAACAUUCCCAGUCAUAGAUGUUAAACUAGUUAUAAAAUACUACAAUUCACUUGAUUUUCACUUUUGUAAAAAAUAUCUACAACACAAAUCCUGUAAUCCUGUAAUGUAACAAAUAAUUGUAUGUCUAUAGUUCUUUUCUUCGCUUAGAUCCUUAAAUAUUGGUGGGUCUUCUUUUUUAAUAUUGACAAUUACACGGUCUUUUUAACACAUUUUAUUUACAAUUACACGAUUUUUUUAGAACGAUUUAUCCACGUUUAUUCGGUUUUUCACACAUUUUACACACUAAUAAUUACAAUUCGUAGAUAACGUAACGAAAAUUAUGUAUAUUCUGUACGAAUAUUUCCAAAUCUUUUCUUAAACAGAGUCACUUAUGUUAAUAUUUGUAUAGCGUUUAAAGCAAAAUAACUUUUUUAAAAUUGAGCUAAAUAUCUUGAGUUUUUUAGAGAAGUUAGGAUAUUUACUAUAUAUUUGGUUUUAUUAUAUACUAUAUAUUACUAGUUUAUUAUAUAUAUAUAGAUGGCGUGUAAAAAAAAUUAAAAAAAUUGCAAUUGAUUGAAAUCGCGAAGAAAAUGGUGUAAGUCUCUUCUUACGACUCUUUUAUCUGAGCCUGUAAUAAAAAUGUAAACAAUAUGAUUUGUAGAUUUAUAUCAGUUAUUUACAUUCUGAAAAUUUCAUCGAGAUCGAUUAAUACUGAAACAAUUGAUUGGCAUUGAAGGAUUUAAGAACCUUUAAAUUUAUUAUAGCUAUAUAGACCAUAGGCUGAAAGCUGUAAAAAACUGCGAUUUUCACCAGUUUUGACCGAUUUUUAUGAUAUUUUCAGCAUGUAUAAUAUAAUUGACGAAACGUAUUGCCUAAAUUUUCAUUACAGGCUUAAUAAAAAAAAGUUGUAAGAAGCGAUCCUUACUAUCUUCUUCGCAAUUCCGACCAACUGCAAUUUUCCCGAAAUUUUCUUUAUACAUCAUUUAAUAAACUAACUAUUUUAACUUUUCAAAAAAGCUUAAGUAGUUGAUCCAAUUUCAAAGAAGUUAUUCUGUUUUAAAAGUUGUUCGGAUAUUAAUGGAAGUAACUGUAUGAAUGUGUUUAUUAAAUAAAUUAUUUUUAAUGAAUGCAAUUCUAUAUUUUAAAUAGAUUUUUGUGUAGUUUGUGUUAUUUUAAUACAAAUUUUAUAUUUUAUUACAAAUCAAUCCUUAUGCAAUUUUUUUAUGUAGGAUUUUUUUUAUGGAUACUAUGCAUCUAUCAUGUAAAAAGAUACCCAGCUGUAUAUUGUAUAUCUUUUUCUGCUGUCUGAUUAACGAAAUACGCAAAAAAUUCCACAUUAGGAUUGUAACAAAGGCGAUUAACUUUAGCUAGGUAAUAAAAUAAAUGGUCAGUGUGACGUUAUUCGAACGACUGUCAAUCAUAUCGAUCGCUUGAAUCGGCGUGUGUAAAAGUAAUCGACUUCAAAACACAAUAGAUAUGUAUAACUGACGUUUUUUAAACGAAAGUAUAGUGUAAAAAAAAACAUUGCUAACGCUAGAUAGAUCUCGAUUUCUCCCGUGAAGUUUGACCAGGGCCGAAACAGCUGUUCUGCUGUUGGAUGGUUAAUUUGACAGGGAAGUCGAAGGAUAAAACGAAUGUUUUAUCUAGAUUUAACCCUUUUAAAUGAUAUCGCGAAUAUUCCGUGGCGAAAAUGAGAAUGUCGCAGUUAAGAGAAAACGGCAAAUCGACACCUUGAAAAUUUUUAACGACAAUGUAGUAGAGCUAAGAGAAGAUGUGGAAUAUCAGGUACAAUUCAAUGCCGGGGAAAGGAGAAUGGCUAUUAUGGUCUCUUUGUCACCGGAGUUUCCGUUGGAAAAACCAGUACUCAGGGUUUCUCCACCCAUAAAACACCCUUGGUGUAAUGAACACAAUGAAAUCACCAGUGCACCAGGACUACUUAAUUUUACAGUGCACAGUGAUCUUGGUCGUGUCGUUCAAGCUAUCAUUAGAGAGUUUAGUAAAAAUCCUCCACAGUUGUUAGAAGAAAUCUCUUCUGGAUCUAUCAAGUCCCACAGAGGUACAUACAUUUUUAUAUUACAUGUGAUGAGAGCAAAGAAUCAAAAUUUCUGUUAUUAUUCUUUUAUUAUACGAAUCACAGAUUCACAAGGAAGAAAUUCUCCGUCUUAUUCCCUGCAACAGUAUCCAGAAAUUACACUGGCGUCAUACAAUUCUUAUUAUAACACUCAAUAUCCGCAGUAUUCAUCUGCCAAUGCAAAUACUUGUAUCUAUAAUUACAAUCAUACAAAUUCGGGUACGGUGUACGUGACGGAGGGCCAUACAAAAUUCGGUUCUCCGUCACAGCAUUCAGCAUAUGUAGCGACUUCGCGAAGCAGUUCGCUUCACAAUACAGAUGCAACUAGGUACAAUUCAAAUCACCAUGGAACAUAUUUGAAUUCGCAUUACGUAAACGCGAAUUACCAUCAGCAAUCGUUGCCGAAUCAAGCGCAAAUUAAGCUGCGGCAGAGCAUAGCGUUUCCAGAAUUGAAUAACUUAAGUAACGAGGAAUUGAGAUGGUUAAGCGAGGAUGAUGAUAGAGUAGAUGAAUUCCUGGAUAAACAUUCCGACUUAAAAGACAUUAACACGGCUAUUGACGAUGCAAUAGAUUGGGUCCAAAAAACUGCCGAGGCCAAUGUAGCCAAAGAACCCGAGCUUAGAGAAUUGCAGUCUGAUGUAGCCAAUAAAGUACAGACUGUGACUGCACUAAAGGCUAGAUAUGAUCAGCUUAUACAACGAUACAACAAGUUAUCCGAAGCAUUUACUCCGGAUCACAUAAAAGAGUGUUUAAGGAAAGCUGCAGAUGAGAGUCACGAAGAAAGCGAACGAAUCGCCGAGGACUUCCUUAAUAGGAAAAUUGAUGUCGAACGUUUCCUCAGCACUUAUAUCGAGUGUAGGAAGCUGGGACAAGCGAGAAGAACUAAAGAGGAAAAAUUAGCACACCAGCUGAACGAAUUGAAACGAGCGGGUUAUUAAAAUUAUGUAUAAUCUUAUCUUUUUCUAUGAAUCGAACAAACUGUACAUAAUGCCUAGUUCAAUUAAAUAAUACUGUGAAUUUGAA
Molecule: messenger RNA, 3105 nt
Organism: Bombus huntii
Lineage: Eukaryota; Metazoa; Arthropoda; Insecta; Hymenoptera; Apidae
Gene: Vsp37A
Product: vacuolar protein sorting-associated protein 37A-like
Exons: 4
Coding region: 1674-3020 (448 amino acids)
Biological process (GO): ubiquitin-dependent protein catabolic process via the multivesicular body sorting pathway; protein targeting to vacuole; protein targeting to membrane
Cellular component (GO): ESCRT I complex
Source: RefSeq, a predicted model, not a curated record